UUUGCCAUGUUCAGCUUGUGUUGCAUGCAUCUCUAUUUACUUUGCCCUUUCACCUUUUUUCACUGCUGCUUUUGGUUUGUAGCCUGUAAUCUUCGCUAUUCGGCCUUCAAUGUAAAUGAAAUGAGAAUUUUUCAUGGUAAGGGGAAAAAGGGAAGGAAAGAAACUUCCAGCUGGCUGACGUAAAUUAUGCCAACAAACGCACAAGUUUUACGUCCAAUUUCAGAAUUGGAUGAAAUUUUUUAUAAAAUAAUAUCCAUUUAAUAUCAAUAAAAUUUUAUAAAUAGAUCUCCAAAUCUGAUCAAGUCCUUUCCCCACCGAGACUAGCUUUUCCACACACACACAAAAAUGCUGACCAUUUUACUUUUUUCGUUUUUAGAUUGCAAAACCAUUCCUCACCACUUCUAUAUAUAGUUAUAUAUAACUUUGGAAUCAAGUACUUAGCUCCACAGCCAAUUUGCAUUGCAUCACAGACAUGGAGUUGCUUUUCAUUCUCUUCUCAUCUAUCUUCUUCCUGUUUCUUAUCUACAGAACAACACGAACAGGAGAAAAUCUUCCACCAGGUCCUCCAGGUCUUCCUCUCAUCGGCAAUCUUCACCAGCUUCUUGGCUCUGGUCCACAUCGCCAGUUGUGUCAUCUCUCCAAGCAAUAUGGUCCUCUCAUGUUCCUGCGCUUUGGCAUCAAGCCCACCAUAGUUGUUUCCUCUGCCAGAAUAGCCAAACAAGUCAUGAAAACUCACGACCUCGUAUUUGCUAGCAGACCCUCCAUGCUUGGUCAACGGAAAUUGUCGUACAAUGGCUUAGACCUGGCUUUCACUCCCUACAGUGACUAUUGGAGAGAAAUGAGAAAAUUGUGUGUCCUCCAGCUGUUUAGUUCUAGGCGCAUGCAGUCCUUUCGUCCCAUACGGGAAGACGAGGUUGUGCGAAUGAUUCGGAAGGUAUCUCAAUCUGCUGCUUCUUACAGAGUGAUCAACUUGAGCGAGACGUUGAUGUCUUUCACAAGCACUUUAAUUUGUAGGAUUGCUUUCGGGAAUAGGUAUGGUGUGAAAGAUGAAGUGAGUGAGAGAAGCAGAUUUCAUGGACUGCUAAACGAAGCUCAGGCUUUGAUGGCGGAAUUCUUCUUCUCAGACUAUGUGCCAUGGUUGGGGUGGGUUGAUAGACUCAGAGGGCUUCUCAAUCGAUUGGAUAAAACCUGCAAGCAGCUCGACAUGUUCUACGAACAUGUCAUCAACGAGCACAUGAAUCCAAGAGAACCUCAAACCGACCAACAAGACAUCAUUGAUGUAUUUCUUCAAAUAAUGAAUGCUCCUUCAACCUCAGUUGUUCUCACUUUGGAUCACAUCAAAGCUUUGCUCAUGAAUAUAUUUGUAGCAGGAACAGACACGAGUGCAGCGACUGUAGUUUGGGCGAUGACUGCAUUGAUGAAGAAUCCCAGAGUGAUGAAAAAGGUACAAGAUGAAAUCAGAAUGUUGUGCGGCGAGAAAGAUUUUACAAGUGAGGAUGAUAUAGAAAGGCUUCCUUAUUUCAAAGCGGUGGUGAAGGAGACUCUGAGACUGUUCUCACCUGUGCCUCUACUUGUGCCAAGAGAAUCCAUGGGAAGGUGCAACAUAGAAGGGUACAAGAUUGAACCAAGAACUCUAGUUUUGGUGAAUGCAUGGGCUAUAGCAAGAGACCCGGAGACAUGGGAAGAGCCAGAACGAUUUUAUCCAGAAAGGUUUUUCAACUGUUCAGUUGACUACAAAGGGCAUGAUUUUGAGCUGAUUCCAUUUGGAGCUGGACGUAGGAUUUGUCCCGGAAUGCAAAUGGGAGUAACCAACGUGGAGCUUGCACUUGCUAAUCUUGUUCGAUCUUUUGAUUGGGAAUUGCCUGCUGGUAUGGUGGAGCAAGACAUCGACACAGAGUGCAUACCAGGAAUAACCGUACACAAGAAAAAUGAUCUCUGCCUAGUCGCUAAGAUCCACAAAACAUGCCCAUGCUAUUGACAUAGUUUUCUAAUGAUCUCUGACUGGGCUUGUGCUUCUUAUUUAAGAUAACAAUAACGCAAUGUGUAAUAAUUAGGCCAUGGAAUUCCACAACUUUUGUUUGUUUUAGGGAGUUUUUAAAUCCAUCAUUUUUGUUUGGGAAACACCCAUUAAAUUUCAGGCCUAUAAAAAAAAACGCAUUGAACAACAUUGCAAAAUGAGAUUGGGUCGCUUCGGUUGGGCUUGGGCCUCAUGUUUGCUAGCCUUCUUUCUGCAUUCAAGUUUUGGGAUAUGAGCUAAUGCAAUAUGACCCAAUAUGCUGGAUAGUAUAUAAUUGAUUGAAUAUUCCUCAA
This is a messenger RNA of Prosopis cineraria, 2310 nucleotides long. Its product is annotated as cytochrome P450 71A1-like. Bases 473 to 1978 code for a protein of 501 amino acids. The transcript is spliced from 2 exons. Lineage: Eukaryota; Viridiplantae; Streptophyta; Magnoliopsida; Fabales; Fabaceae. The record is from RefSeq and is a predicted model, not a curated record. Gene Ontology annotation, molecular function: monooxygenase activity; iron ion binding; heme binding.